AUGGGGUCGUCUCGCGCCGCGCGCGCCGCCCGACGGGCCUCCACCGCGGCGUCUGGGCGGGAGAAUGAUCCGUGUAAAACCCCCGAACGGGCACCGCGCGCGCACGGGGAAGACGACAUGAUCGCCCUCUUGGGCUCGCCGGGGUUCUUCAAUUUCUGUGCGCAGAGCCUGAGCCCCAUCGCGUGCGCGCGGGGAGGCGCGCGCGGGAUGGCGUCGCCGGCGCCGGGGUACGACGACAGCGCGCGCGGGAUGGCGUCGCCGGGACCGGCGAGGUUUAAUUCGCCCGCGCAUCGCGCGAGCGGUGACGCGUCGAACGACGGUGACACAUCGAACAAGGGAGGCGUCGGGAUGUCGGAUAUCGAGCGCCUGGCGCUCUCGGCCGAGGCGUCGAUAAAGCGAGGCUCGGACGUCUCUGGUGGAAGACGCGCGUCGGAUGUGCGGAGACAGCUCGAUAAUGAGUUCAGUGCUCUUGGUAUGCAGUCACUCGAAGAUGAUCGCUAUGUGUUACAAAAUAUGUACGAUGAAUUCGACGAUUCCGUCCUCGGUGUCGACGAGCGUGGGUCUCAACCGCGAACCGCUGGCACGCGAGAGGAUCUGAACGGCAAGCGUUCCAGCACCACGGGCGCCAGUACCGAGUGGACCGCGGGUUUCACAAAGACUCUGAAGAACUUCGACGUCGACUCUCCGCGUGUGGGUACUCGCAGCGCGCGUCGCACGGUCGUUCCACCGUCACGCACCGCGUUUGAGGAGUACACUCCGGCGGUUAAAAAUGCUCAGGCGAACGCCAAGCAAGGCGGUUCGGCGACCAAGAUCUCUGCGCAGCAUUCCAAGAAUUCGUCUGCUUGCCGUGAACCAGUUGAGAGCAAGAAAUGCAACUGCAAAAAAAGCAAGUGUCUCAAGUUGUACUGCGAAUGCUUCGCGGCGGGUGCGUUCUGCAAUGAUUGCUCUUGUCAGCAGUGCCAAAACACCGUUGAGAAUGUUUCAGUCGUGGAGAAGACAAGAAGUCAGAUCGAGGCUCGAAACCCGAACGCAUUCUUGAGCAAGAUCGAAGACGACGGCGACGACGCUCGUCACACGAAGGGUUGCCACUGCAAAAAGAGUGCGUGUUUGAAGAAGUAUUGCGAGUGCUUUCAAGCGGGUGUAAAGUGCCAAGAGUACUGCAAGUGUGAGGGGUGCAUGAACAAGGAGGACGCUCCUCCCAGCUCUGGUCCGCGAGGCGGGUCCGCAAAGAACGGCAAGGCGUCGACUCAGAAGACGAAGGCUGGUAGAUUGGCCAAAACUCCGAUCGAAGUCGCGUCUGAGCUAGCCGCAAGGUCUAUUCAGGACGAUCUCGUCAUCGAAGACUUCAAAGUGUUCGAUAAGUUUGGCUCGCCGCCGCGGUCUUUCUCACACGCCGACGACUUGUCGAGCGAGUACUCCGCCCUGAACAAGUCCGUGGAACAGUCGCCUCUGCGUACGCUCUUGCUGUCCGAGGGCGUUCAACUCUCGCCCUUCUUCUCUACCAGCUCACUCCCGCAGAGUGCGCUGUCUCCUCUUCGGGGCGCCGGUUACAUGUCACCGCUCCGUCCGCAGCUUUCUCCGCUCCGUCCGAGCGGUUUCAUGUCUCCGAUCACACCCGGUUUGCGUGCUGGUCCAGGAAAGUAUAGUAUUCGCUCGAUCGGCAAGGCGGCCGUACCCCUAUUCAACGAAGAUAGCGGGAACAGCGCCGGCAGCCGUGAAUUUAAGAGUCCGCAGGAUGCGAGGACCAUCGGCUUGGGCGGUUGGGCUCAUGAAGUCUCCAAGGACGGCUCUUUCCGAGCGACGUUCACUUCACCGAUUCCGCUUAAGACGCCCGAUGUGCGUGAGUAG
Molecule: messenger RNA, 1848 nt
Organism: Ostreococcus tauri
Lineage: Eukaryota; Viridiplantae; Chlorophyta; Mamiellophyceae; Mamiellales; Bathycoccaceae
Product: CRC domain
Exons: 4
Coding region: 1-1848 (615 amino acids)
Biological process (GO): regulation of DNA-templated transcription
Cellular component (GO): nucleus
Source: RefSeq, a predicted model, not a curated record